Messenger RNA from Egretta garzetta (little egret), 2407 nucleotides. It is a transcript of the gene CALCOCO2, whose product is annotated as calcium binding and coiled-coil domain 2. Gene Ontology annotation, biological process: positive regulation of autophagosome maturation; xenophagy. NCBI's taxonomy places the organism in Eukaryota, Metazoa, Chordata, Aves, Pelecaniformes, Ardeidae. The record is from RefSeq and is a predicted model, not a curated record. Gene Ontology annotation, cellular component: autophagosome; PML body. The coding region runs from base 10 to 1347 and encodes 445 amino acids. The transcript is spliced from 11 exons.
ACUUCCACAAUGGAUGAGACCUCAGACGAGCCUCCCACUUCUGCCGUCCUCUUAGACAACUGCCACUUCUCCCAGGUCGUCUUUAACAAUGUGGAGAAGUUUUAUGUCCCCGGAGGAGACAUAACCUGUUAUUACACCCUCACACAGAACAUCGUUCCUCGCGGGAAGGACUGGGUGGGCAUCUUCCGCGUGGGAUGGAAAACAACGCGGGAAUAUUACACGUUCAUGUGGGCUCCUCUGCCCGGUGACGUGCGCAGGGAUAACGCCGGGCAGCAACAGAUCCAGUUCAAAGCUUACUACCUGCCGAAAGAUGAUGAAUACUACCAGUUCUGCUACGUCGACCAGGAUGGCGUGGUCCGGGGAGCCAGCGUGCCUUUCCAGUUCAGAGCAGAGACUGAGGAUGAUAUCCUGGUGGUCACCACACAGGGAGAAGUGGAAGAGAUUGAACUACAAAACAGAAAUCUGCGUAAAGAAAACGAGGAGCUGAAAGCGAGCUGUGCAAGCCUCCAGCAACAAAACAUCGAUCUGCAGGAAGAGCUCACCAAGGCACAGGAGCUGCAGAAUAGUUUAGAGUCUCUAAGGAGCAACACAGAGAAACUGGAGCUGGAGCUGAAUUCCCUAAAGAAGGAAAAUAAACAUCUGAAGGAGCUGGAUGACUGCAGAGAGGCAGAACUGCACCGGCUCAAGGAGCAAAUUCAGAAUGUGACCUCUGACAAGGAACACCUGGAAGCCAGACUGAAAACAGCCCUGGAUCACAUGGACCAGCUGCAGUCUCAGGUGUUGAAUUAUAGGAGAGAAGUGGAAAGCCUCUCUCGUAUGGACCUCGACAAGACAGAGCAGCUUGAAAGGUUAAAGGAAGAGAAUCACCAGUUACGCGUGGCUGGAACUCAACAGCAACAAAACUGCGACUUAAUGAAAGAACUCGAGGAGCAGAAGCGUUUGUUUCAGAUUCUGCAGGCAGAAAAGAAUGACGUUGAUGAGGAAAAUCAGAAACUAAGGGAGGAGAACGAUGGACUCCUGCGGCGUCUCUCGCAGACUAGAGAGGCUUCUUCCUUCUCCGUUGUUCCACAAGCUCGAGCUCCAGUUGUGGCUCCUGAAGUAGGAGGCCUUCUGUUUGGAAAUCCGUACUGCGUUGCAGGAGCAAACCUGGGGGCAGGAGCUGCAGACGUAGCUUCUUUAAGGAAAUGCCCCAUGUGCGAUGACGUAUUCCCUGAAGACAGUGAAAUGAGUCAGUAUGAGGCGCACGUGCAGAGCCAUCUUCUGGAAUGCCCGCUCUGCAGCGAGACCUUUGACAAGUCCAACAAGCAGGUGUUUGAUGACCAUAUGUUUUGUCACGACCUGGAAUAAUUCUGAAUUCGUGUCUGCUCUGUAGAAUAGGUGGCAGAGGCCGCAGUAUAGAAUAGACAAAAAUCACUGCACUGGCUUGGUUUGUGCUACUAAGAUCACCCAGACAAGACUGACCAUGCCACUAGGACUGUAAUUCUGAGCCUGCUGUUCCAUGCAGCACACGACCAGCACAGAAAUCAGGGCAGACAUCCGUGUCCUGAAGCUGAACCACCGUCAGCAAACUUGAGUCCUCUGUCUUGCAUCAAGUACAUACGCUUGUUAGAGUUACGAAUCCUAUCAUUAGUAAUUUAGUUGGCAUGUGGUACCAGUUCUUUAGAACAGGAUUGGCUGUGUAACUGUUCAUCCAGGUAGGGAUCCAAGCGAUGCGAUGCAGUACAGCAGUUUCCUAUACUGGGCUGAUCUCUAUUAUAAUGGGUUUAUUCUUUAAUAUGGUACUGUCAUUGCUAACCAAAGACCAGAAACAUUUUAUAAUCUUUUAGGAUCGCACUAUCACUCCUGCUCAGCUUCUGGAAUGCAGAAUUAAUUAUUAAGUAAAAAAGUCUAAAUAAAAAUGCAUCUCGUCUCUCACCAUCGGUGGUAAAGCAAGCAAGACAUGCUUAGAAAGAGACCAGGUAUCUGUUUGCAGAUCUGAAGGUCUAGGGCCGUCCUUCCAGCAAAGCAGGCAGCGCGGCUUGUUCUAGGGUGAGGCACGGGCGCCGUUUUCUCCAUCCAUCUCAUGAUGAGGAAAACCUGAAAUUUCAGACACGGGGACGGUCAGGAUGGUGUGGAGCCCGUAGAAGAGCAGUAGCUGAGUUGUCUUGGCAGCACAGAGGAUCAGUGGUCUCUCAGUCAGGAACCAGGCAUCCUCAUUUAAAGGAAACGAUGCAUUUGGAUUAUUUCUCUUCUUUGUUUCUGAACCUUCUUGAGUUAACAAGAGCAGCCUGUUCUCCAACCAAAAACAUUGUGAUUCAAAACUAAGUGCCUUGGGAUGUUAAAAUGCUUUGUGCACAGAUUAUCCAGUUACUAUUUUUAUUUCUGCUUCAGGAUUUUCAACUUAAGAUUAACAGCUCUCUCGUUCUGU